Messenger RNA from Podarcis lilfordi (Lilford's wall lizard), 12034 nucleotides. Lineage: Eukaryota; Metazoa; Chordata; Lepidosauria; Squamata; Lacertidae. The record is from the annotation of a GenBank genome assembly.
CCCUUUGAGAACGGCGCGCGCCGGCCGCGCCUGUUGGCGGAGCUGGCGGAGCUCUCGCGGGAUUUCGAAAGGGGGAAGGACGCGGGUUACGCCUGGGCUCCGGGAGACACAACAAACAUGGAGGCGGCGGCCGCGGUGACGGCGGGAGUCGGGUCCACCUGCGGCUGGCAAGUGCGGCGGAGGUGAGGCGGCGUCCGGGGGGCUCCCUCCGCCCGGGCGGAGCAGGAGGAGACCUCGUCGUGCUCCUUCCCCGCUGGCGCCGCGCUCUGCCUGCCUGCCGAAGUUGUGAGCGCAGGAGGAGUGGCGCCGGCGAAGCCCACUUCGCCGAGGGUCGGUCGGGGAGGCAGCAUGUCGGGAGCGGCGCUCCGGUGCGGUCGGGGAAAAGGCUGCGCGCUGCCCAGGAGGUGGGUCCGGUGGGCUGUGGGAAGCUGCCCCCCAGCAGCAGCCCUCAGAGGGAGGCUUGGAGUUUGGCUCUCUGUCAGGGUCGCGGGAGGAGAGGUGGCCGCAGGGAGCCUGCGCUUUGCCCGGGAGUCGCUGGCAGCUCAUCCUGCCCUAAGGAAAGCAAGAAGAUGCAAGACGAAGAAGAUGCCUGGGCUCCUCAUGCAUCCUACAGUUGUGCAGAAGAGGGGGUUUGUUCCAGCAGGUGCCGCUUGCAUGACAAGCUGCCUCUGUGGAUAUCUCCAUCUCUGCGCAACUAUUAAGGGGCGGCUGGAACAGGAACACCCAGUCCUGCCUUUCCCCUCCUGGCCGCCCUUGCCCAGCGAGGGAGGAUGAAAUUGCCUCUUCCCCACACAGCUGUUAAGAGAGGCACACCUCUCCUGCGUUGCAUCUCACCACUCUGGCGGCCGGCCGUCUAGAAACAGUGCACACUUGGAAGGGGGGGUGUCCAGAGGCAAAAAGUGGCUCGCUGAACUGUUCCUGAGCCGACAGCUCUUUUUGCUCCUGAAACAUACAUCCUCGAAGGAUGCUAGCUGAUACUGUUGGGUGCUCUUUAAGCACUACCCGAGCCACCCAGGGUCUAGAAGUGACACUGUUUUGCUUUGUGAUCACUCUAUAAGCCACACGGAGUGGGAAAUGUCUGACUUGAACUGCUUGUAGAUGAGAGGGGUAGGUAGUGGAAGGGAAAAGCUGCAAGUUGGGAGGUCUUUGCAUGGGAUUGAAGAGAUGGAGGGCUGGGAGGGUGGUGUGCCAUAGGCUGUGUGCAUGGAGUUCUGUGGAAUGAAAAAUCUGAGUUCUAUUCCAACUGCCUUCCAAACAUUAAUUCCCUCUUACCGUCUCCUUGGUUAAUUCUUUAGAGUAAUUAUAUGAGCCAUAACGUUGAGGAUUAAAUUGGCAAAGUAAUUGGGAGCAAGUAUUAAGAGAUGAGAAGAUGAAGUGGUAUCUUCCAACCAGAUUGGAUCAUACUGUAUUUGUAUCGUAGUACUCUAGGCCGCUGAUUUGCAGCAUUGGACAAAAUUGCUGAGAGUUCUUCAGCUCUGCAUCCCUUCAAGCCUCGCUGCUCUGAUCUGCAAGGAUGGGGAGAUGGGUUAAGUGUUGCCAGAAAGGGCAAAAGUGACAAUAUACUGGAUGGAAAUUAUUGCUCCCGCAGUGUGGUUAAUACAGUAUAGCUUUGCUGCUGGUGAAAGAGCAAGCUCUGUAAAGUUACUUCCUGCAUUUUCAAGUUCUUCCUAUGGUUUGUGUCACCGUUGGCUAUAUAUAAUAUGUUCUCCAGUGCCAGUGGGAGCAGAGGUACAGUGAAACAUUUUAGCUGAAUAAUAUGGCUAAGUCUGCUGUAGAGUAUGUAGCCAGCCCAUUUUUGCUGUUGCCUUCGGGGUGAAAGUUGGCAAGUGAGAAUAAGACAACAAAUGCAUGGUCAUUCAAGGCUUUCUGGUGGCUGAAAUGUUGAUCUUUCUCCUUAUAGCACUCAUGUUCUGCCUCUUGCACAUUUUAAUGUAUAGAUUUUGCAUACAGGUUUUGUCAUGUUAACUUUUAUGUUUGGCAAAAAUCACUCUCUCUUUUGGACAAUGUGGAACUGUGAAAAUGUUAAGGUGUUAUGUGAGCAGACUUGAGAAAAGUCUCAAAUUUUUCUUUCUUCCUUAGAUUUCUUAUAUGUGAGCGUCACAUGUCUGUCCUGCACAGAGCAGACAAAUGUGGCAUGUACAUAAACAGCUGAACCACCUGUUUCAGAUAUGUAAAAACAGCAUAAAAAACUUUAGCAUUCAGGCAAUCCAGCAUUUGGAUUGUUUCCUGCAUCUAUAAUUCAUUGUGAAUAUCCUAAAUAGGGCUUUGUACAGCAGUGUCAGCUAGGAAAAGAAAGCAUAUCCUUUUUACAUAGAAAAACUAUUGCCUAGGUUUAUUCAUGUAGAUGCUGUAUUUUACAGAAAAGUUUUUAGCAUUAACUUGGUAAGGAUUUUGGUAUGGGAAUUAUAUUACUUAAGCAUGAAAUGUGAGUUAUAAAACUAAGGUUUUAUGGCUUUCCUUAGGUAUAAUGUACUCUGUGCGUAUUUUCAACACUAAAGCAACACCAUUAUCAGGCUUCGUUAUUUUAAGGCAAUGACAUCUAAUUUAACUAACUCAGUUUGAAAAUGCGGAACUUCACAUUUUGAUUUCCCUUGAGAUUGCUUUAAAAACAAUAUUGAGUAUGCAAAAUUAUGUCUUUUUUUAUUCUGCAGUGUUCAACUAAUGGAACCCAAGUUAACUUAAGUCUAUAUGAAGCUGAUGACUACAGAAAGAAGGUAGGCAAAACUAUUGUAUAAAGGAAAAUUUGAAGCAACUGUCGCUGAGAAUGACACUAGAUCUUGCUCAGCACUAACCUAGUGAUACUUUUAUUGCUUUAUUUUUUUGUAAACAGCUUUGAUGGUUUUUCAACCGAUAAAGCAUGAAUAAGUUUUAGGAAAUAAAUAAUAAAUAAAUAACCCAAGAACAGCACUGCUGGAUCAGACUGAAGGCCUAUCUAGUCUAGCAUUCUGCUCUCACAACAGGUGUCUAUGUGAAGACCACAAGCAAUCAUGAGCACAACAUCAGUCUGUCCUAGAAAGAUAUGGCUGCAUAAAGCCUAUUAAGGUUAUUGUCUUGGUCAUAUGCUAAACCAUAUUGUUCCCCACUUAAAAAACAGCAAGAAAAGGCCAUGGCAGCACUACACAACUUGUAAACCAUGAAAAUGAUCACAUCUCUACUAGGAGCUCUGCUCCUAGUAGCCUUUGGACAUGGAUGUUUAUGGGGUUGGUGUGUUCUCUGCUCUGCUGCCGCCCCUGAGACUUUGAGGCAGACAUUGCCAAUGCCAUCUGGCUCCCUGUUGUGGGCAUUGGGCAUUGGGUGAGCUAGUCUGUAGUAGACUAGAACAGGGUUUCCCAAACUUGGGUCUCCAGCUGUUUUUGGACAAUUUCCAUCAUCCCUAACCACUGGUCCUGCUAGCUAGGGAUGAUGGUGGUAGUCUAAGAACAACUGGAGACCCAAGUUUGGGAAAGUCUGGAAUAGAAGAUGAACAAGCCCUCUCACCCUGGAGACUGGCAACAGAAAUGUUUGUAAGCAGCCUUGAAGACUUAACUGGUGGAAAUGCUUUUUAAAACCAAUGCGUACCCUAAUCUCAUUUUCUUGUAGACUAGAAAGGCAUUAAUCAGAGAAGUGUAUUUCAUAUAUGAUGGAACAUAUAUUUCAAGAGUGGAUUUUUUAUGUCUGUUUCACUGAUUUGAAGUUGAUUUGGAGGAUUAAGGUAAAACUGCUGCACACGCAUUUUAAUGAUCUCUUAAAAGUUAUGUAUCUUCAUGUGUCAGUAAACUGUAAUGAGCUAUGCUUCGGUUUUUUGUCUGGAGGGAAGUAACGAGGAGGUUGUUGGAAUAUGCAGUGCGAAGCUAAGUCGGAAUAAGGGAGCUAUGGGUGCAAGUGGGAAUCCUGGUAGUAUUACUAUUUCUGAGGGCAGCACUGUAUAGGGAAGCUUUUUAAUGUUUAGUGUUUUAUUUUGUUUUUAUAUAUGUUGGAAGCAGGGGUACAAAUAAAUUAUUAUUAUUAUUACUGAGAGAAGAUGGGGUAGAGUAGGCUGUCUGAGAAGAAGGAGGCUCAGAAGACGACUAGUUCUAAUUACAUUCUUAUUAAGCUUCAGUGUACUGUGGAUAUUUUUGAGGAAUAAUGAAAACAAAUACUGUUGCUAAACCUGGGUAACUGUCAAUAAGACUCACACUUCAAGAGUCUGAAAAUCUACCUUUGUCAUUCCUCCCCUCCCUUCCCCACAAGUAAUUUCAGUGUAUUAAUUUGACCAUAAUUUGAAACAGAAUACUUGAAUAGAUAUGUCUUUUCAUCUAAUCCAGCAAUGUAAUAUGUGUAUUUUCAUUGCUUGCCUGGCGUUUACUGCAAAAUUUUACAAACUAAAUAUAUUUUUCCUGGCAAGACUGAACAAGUAUGCCUGUUCAAAUAUCUUUUAAGUUUUUAAGACUUCCAGGUGACUAGCUGCCUUACUGUGAUGUGAACCAGUGUGUGUAGAAAUGUUUUGUAUGCUGUCAGCCUUCAGAGAAAAAAUGAUUUUCAAAUGUGAUUAUAUAUACCACUGGUAAAGCCUUAACAGGACACAGUAAAAGGGAUUUAAGAUUGGGGUGAAAAGGUUGUUUUCAAAACAAAGUCUGUAAAAUGAGUAACUGAAAUGCUUCUGUCAGUUUUAUAUAUGAUUUUGAUCUACCAUUCCCGAAGCUUUCUUAAAUUAGUUAAUAAAUGGUUGAAUGUUUCCCCCCUUUUUUGAUGAUAGGGAAAGUGGGACAUGUGUGCUUUAUUACUUAUCUAAUAUCCUGAAGAAGAGUUCAAAAUGUUUUCUACAUAAAGGAAAAAAUUCAGGUAUGACAUGUCUAUAAUGAUUUUUUGGGGAAAGGCUGCAGUUCUUAGAACUUGCCUUUAAAAGUUUUUAUCCACAUCUAAUCAUUUUGCAGCAGUAGGUUGUGUGCACCUCUUUUCUUACAGCACAGCAAAAUGGAAUUACGGAGAUAUUUGGUAGAGGCCAAUGAAAGUCUAACAUGAAUUUUUAGUAAUACAAUAUUAAAUCUUGUGUAGUGAUAAAAUACACCACAAAUUGCACAAAAUCAUUGUCUGGUUAAGAUUACAUAUAAGAUUACGUACAUAUAAGAUUACAUAUCAAAUGGAUUUGAUAGUCAUUUCACUUUAUUCCUUAAAAAAAAUAUAGCCAAAUGAAAGACUGGGUGUGGGAACUAGGAAUUUGCUAGACUGUGAUUAUCAUAUAUAAAUCAAAGAAAUAUGGUUAUAAUAUUAAUCUAGUGAGCAGAGUGAUCUAAAUUCCAUCUGGGGAAUGGUGCAGCCACUGCUAUAUCCAAUGUUUUAUUGCUCGUGCCCACCAGGGUAGCAGGGGAAGGGUAGCUUUUGAUGCUUAUUUGUUGAGGGGGGGAAAUUGGUGGCAGUAGGUGGGCAUCCCUGCAGAACCCUAAUCCCCUCCACAAGUGUGGGUGAACGGGUAGUGACCCCCCGCUUGCUGUUACGUGUUUGUCAUUUUGUUGUAUUGGAUAUAUAUGUUUAGUUUAUAUUACGUAUAAGCUUCUCUGAACAUUCCUUUGGGGGGAAGGAAACAGAGUAAAAUCUAGUGGGUCAAAACUGAACCUGCAUUUUCAUCAGCAGACCAAGAGAAAAAUUUUGAACCUUUGAAAUGAGAGGUGUCUUACUGAAGUUUCCAAUCAUCAGUUCUUUGAGUAUUUGUAGAUUUCACAGUUCCACAGGCUACCUUCUUUCCCUUGCCCUUGGGUUGCAAAACACCAAAUUCUAGUUACCAAGAUGGUUCCUUAACAAUAUAAAAUGAGCCUUGCUGGGUGAGACAAGGGGCCUAUCUAGUUCAAUAUCCUGUCUCCUAUGUUGGCCAACGAGAUGUCAGUAGGAAGCCUGCAAGCAGGAGUUCUGUGUUUUGUUUUUAGCUUAGUAUCUUUUUGAACCACAAAAAUUUAAACUCUUGAUAAUGGAUAACUGCCUCCUGGAAACCUACUUUCUGUUUUCUGAAGGCCUUGAUGUAGCAUGAGGAGGUUUGUUGAUAUGAACAGUAUAGGACUUGGGCUUUUGUUAUAUGUUAGACAUCUUCACACAGUGAAACUUGAUAUGGGGAGCCCUAAUUGUUUCCUGGUUCUGCUUUGAUGGCUGGCUCUUUCAAGUCACCAUCUACCAUCCUAGCCUACCUCAUGGGGCACUUGCAAGGCUAAUAUGCUGCUCUUCAAGUGAGAUAUCAGUAAUGAUUUUCAAUAUUGUGUGGUUUUUGUUUGAAUCUUAAGUUGGUUUUUUAUUCUAGGCCCACAGGAUUGUGAAGUUGUAAUAUGAAUAUGGGUGAAAAGAAACCAGAACCUUUGGAUUUUGUAAAAGAUUUUCAGGAAUAUCUGACUCAGCAGACUCACCAUGUGAACAUGAUUUCAGGCUCUGUUAGUGGGGACAAAGAAGCAGAGACUCUUCAGGGAGGUAGGUUCACCAUGGUACAAUUCAGCUUUCACUUUAUUUAAAAGAAAGGCUGGUUAUUGUAGAGGGGAGCUUCUUCCCACCUGUCUCCCAAUAGCCUGUUAUAGUAUGCAAACUAAGUACAAGAUAAAGGAAGAAACUUAUUGGUGUUUCCCUUCUCUUUUUACAGCAGGGACAGAAGGUGAUCAAAAUGGACUAGAUCAUCCUUCGGUCGAGGUCUCACUGGAUGAAAACUCUGGAGUGUUAGUAGAUGGGUUUGAAAGAACUUUUGAUGGAAAAUUGAAAUGUCGGUAUUGUAACUAUGCCAGCAAAGGAACAGCACGUCUCAUAGAACAUAUCAGAAUUCACACAGGUAUGACUGAGUCUGCAGAUUUUGUAUCUCUCUGCUGGUGGUAUAUAUACCUACACAAGCUUUCUUACUGUGUUAAACAUGUGUUUUCCAGUCAGGAGAUUUGUAUCUAUCUGUUAAUGAUCUUUCCACUUCUAUUUCUCCAGUAAGCAAACUUGAUUCUUAAAAUUCAGUUUUCAGCUAAAUGUAGGAAAACCAGACUAUAUGAAAUAACCUGUGUGACUGUCUAGGGAAAUGGUUUUGCCAGCUCUAGAUACUGCUUACACUUGCAAUGUUGCUGAUUCUUUUACUUGUUCAACUUACCCUAUGUAUCUUCCAGCAUUUACUGGUCCUAAGACAUGAACCAUAAAACUAAUCUCUUUCAUUUGACUGUUGUUUGUCACAGCUAAUUCUGCCCUGGUUUCCUCGCUGGCCCAAAUAGGACUAAUUUAGCCAGCUAGCCCUGGUGAUCAUCUAAUGUUUAUUGGAUGGAUUUCCCCCCUAAAUUGAUUUUUGAAUUCUGACUUUAUUGUUAUUCACAUUUUAUACUGCUUUAUGCUGUUUUUUGUUGCAUCAAUUAAGUGUUUUAAAUUUGUUGUUAGCCGCUCUGAGCCCGGUUUUCUGAACUGGUGGGAAGGGCGGGGUAUAAAUAAACAUUUAUUUUUUAAAAUUAUUACAGUGGUGCCCCGCAAGACGAAUGCCUCGCAAGGCGGAAAACCCGCUAGACGAAAGGGUUUUCUGUUUUUUAGUUGCUUCGCAGGACGAAUUUCCCUAUGGGCUUGCUUCGCAAGACGAAAAUGUCUUGCGAGUCUUGAGAUUUUUUUUCCGCUCCCCCCCUUUUUCUAAGCCGCUAAGCCGCUAAUAGCCUUUUAGCAGCUAAGCCGCUAAGCCUUUAAUAGCCGCUAAACCGCUAAUAGCGCUAAUCCGCUAAUAGGGUUGCUUCGCAAGACGAAAAAACCGCUAGACAAAGACACUCGCGGAACGGAUUAAUUUCGUCUUGCGAGGCACCACUGUAUUAAGGAUUUUAAAUGGUAGCUUUAGAUAUUGUAGUGCUCUGUGACUCAACUCUAGUCACUCUUCUUCCAUUUGUUUCUUGCAAAACACAUGGUAUCAAUACAAUAAAAUCUUGUAUUCUUUCAGGUGAGAAACCACACAGAUGCCACUUAUGCCCCUUUGCAUCAGCAUAUGAACGUCACUUGGAAGCUCAUAUGCGAUCGCAUACAGGUGAAAAACCUUACAAAUGUGAAUUGUGUUCAUUCCGCUGUAGUGACAGAAGCAACCUGUCUCACCACCGCAGGCGCAAACAUAAAAUGGUGCCUAUAAAAGGUACAAGGCCUUCCCUUAGUAGCAAGAAGAUGUGGGGUGUCUUGCAGAAGAAGACCAGUAACUUGGGGUAUGGUCGAAGGGCGCUAAUAAACUUAAGUCCACCUUCCAUGGUGGUUCAGAAGCCGGACUACCUUAACGACUUCACUCAUGAAAUCCCAAACAUUCAGACUGAAGCAUAUGAAAGUAUGACAAAGCCAACAGAGACUGGUGGGUUACCAAGAGAUCCACAAGACCUUAUGGUAGAUAACCCUUUAAACCAGCUAUCUACUUUAGCAGGACAGUUGUCUAGCCUGCCCCCUGAAAACCAAAACCCACCCUCUCCUGAUGUUGUACCGUGUCAAGAUGAAAAGCCUUUUAUGAUGCAGCAGCCUGCCGCGCCAGCAGCCGUUCCAGCGGUGUCGACCAGUAUUCCUCAGAGUUCAUCCCCUACAAGUCCUGAUCCUCGCCCUGCACAUUCUCAAAGAAACUACAGUCCAGUCGCAGGUCCCAGCAGCGACCACAGUGCUCAUGCCAGCACCCCGAGCAUAAGUAAUAGCCAGCCAAGUACUCCAGCACCAACUCUUCCAGUUCAGGAUCCUCAGCUUCUGCAUCACUGCCAGCACUGUGAUAUGUAUUUUGCUGACAAUAUUCUUUAUACGAUCCACAUGGGAUGUCAUGGCUUUGAGAACCCUUUCCAGUGCAACAUAUGUGGUUGCAAAUGUAAAAACAAGUAUGACUUUGCUUGCCAUUUUGCCAGAGGCCAACAUAACCAACAUUGAUUGAAUAUAAGUUAUACCAUGCAUUCAUUUAUCUGUGUUUGUUUAAACACAUUGCUGUCUGUCUCUUUGUUGCUACUGGAGAGGUUGCGUGCCCUUUUGGAGGAAUCCAGUUAAGCAGAUUUAACAUCAAAGGCAAUUACCUUUACACGCUUUCAUGAUUUGCUAGGGACGUGCUUGUUUACCAUGGCGGCAUUCUUUAAAAUUCUUUAAAAUCCUAAAAUAAGAAUGAGGUUUGUAGUGCAAUUAUUAUUAUUACUAUUAAUGGAUAAUCAGUGCAACACAAUAUAUACUGACCUAACAUAAUGUGGAUCUUGUCGAUCAACACUUGUGUCCAAGUACUUAACCAAUACUUAACAUUAAGCUGAGCUACUGGAGUAGCCUUUAGUUUAAUUCCGUCAUACAUAAUGUACUCAGAUAUUUUCAGUGUAGAAGCUAUAUGCAACUGUGUAUAAACUGACUAUCCCGUAAACUGCUAUAAAAUAUUGUGUAAAGAGUAAACAAAGAUAAAGUUGAUGUCUGCAACAAAACUUAAAUCUAGGAAAAGUUUAAUUGCUGUGAGGCCUUUAAUAAAGCUCCUGUGGUAAUAGUGAGUCAUGAUGUGGAAAACUAGAAGAGUAAAAAUGUGAAAUAGGGAACAAAGACAUCCACUUUCAAUUACUGCUGACCCCCUUUUAAAGGAAUACAAGGAACCUGUGCCUAGUAUUAAAUGUCUGUAAUUUUUAAAACUGUGUGCAGAAAGAAAACAUUGGAAGAAAAUGGGUAAUGUGUUAAAAAACUCUACCAUAAUUUUCAUACCUAGCUUGCAUUGCAUUGCAUUGCAAAGAACUUCAUUACCAUUUAAAUGUUUAUGUGAAAGUUGUUUUGUCUUUACCUUCUGGUAGUAAUGUUUUUACCUGAAAAUGAAGUGGCAAGGAGGUUAUGAGAUUAUGAUAAUCCAUUCAGAUUUCACAUGGGUCAUUUUAUCUGUGAAUGAUGAAUGUACUUCUUGAAAAGAGCAUCCUAGUCCAGGUAAACAGCAGUCGAAAGAAAACAUUCCAUACUAGGUUUUUUGUUAUAGUUCUGGACUUGACAAAGCAAAAAGUUUAUAUGAGGAAUCACUGACUAAUUACAGUGGAUAAAAACUCUAAGACAUAGCAGCCAACUGUUUCUGCCUUGAUCUAGAUAAGUGAAUAGGCACUUUAAACAAACUAUGCUAGCAAAAACUAUGGUGCUAGCUUACAGCACAUGAAUCCUUAAUAUACAGGGGAAAACACUUUGACAUGCACUUUUAUUGUAUAUCUUCAUUAUUUUAUUUUAAGGGAAAGAGAGGACUUUAUACUGCUGUCACUUGCAUAACAAGUAAAUAUGCACAUGCACAUACAAACUUACGACAGUGUGCUUUUAUUGGUUUCGCAUCCCAAAGUACGUGCCUUUGUGUGAAUAAUGGUCAAGUAUACCCCUCUCCAUCUUCAGCUCUUUUGGUAGAGGAGCAUUCUUCUGAGAGCCAAAAUAGCAGCACAGAUUAGAAAAGUCCUCUUGAGUCAGUUAAGUCAUCACUGGUCAGUGCAAAAGAAAAACCUUAUCAGUAGGAUCCUAUCUUGUAAGAUGUAAGAAAUCUUACGCCAAAGUCUACUUGAGCAAUUGGGUCCCGUCCCCCCACCCCACCCCUGUAGCCACAUGGCACCACAAAGGUCCUAAACUAUAAUAACAUGGAGGAUGCACAGUAUUUACUGAGGUAAACAGCACAUAGUUUGAGCAGAAUAGGCUGCUGGCACUGUACUUAAAGCAGACUAAAAAACUUACCUUCCAUGGCUGGAAUUUUUUGUCUCUUUAAGUUUAGAAUCAUUUUUCAGAGGAAAAGCCCUCUCAAGCAGCUAUAUUAAGACCUUAAUUUCAGUUCCUGACAUUCUCUUAGGUAUCUUUCUCAAAGUUAAUGUUCAGUGUCUUAAUACAUUUGUGUAACCGUACUCAAUGUUUGCAUUCCGACGUUUAGAAGUAUUUCGCCAGAAUAUUCUUGGAAUUGCCUUCUGCCUCUCUAAAAUGGCAUAGCACCAAAUUAGUCUUGCAACUCUAGUGCCAUAUAUGUUGCACUCAGGAAGUCAGUGACAAACUUAUCAUUAGUCUUGUUUGAUUGGGAUUGCAUGCUAUGACAGCAGAGAACCUAAAAUAUACUAUGUAUGUUUUAAUUACAGUGCUGGGUAUGUUGAAUGGACUAACACAGCUAAAUAAAGGCUGCUUGUAAAAAUCCUCACGUAUAUCCUAGCUGGGUCAUCUUUAUGAAAUGUCUAUAAAUGAUCUGAUUGAAUGAGCAGUUGUAGAGCAAUGGACAACAGCUGGUGGCAACUCCACUCCCAGCCUGUUCAUGUCUUCCCUGGCCAAAACCAGACCAGCUGGUCUUAGCUGACCAUGAAAGGGCAGCCGUGCUGAGAAGGAAAACAAAGAAGCCGAUUGACAGCAUAGGUAUGGGGAAAAGAUAGGGCAAGAAGUGGCCAUCAAAUAAGGUCAUGUUGAAUUAAGUGAGGGAAGGAGAAGCUUUAUUGGGGACAUCUCUACUUUUUCCAGUACAGUGUGUUGGCAAACUGAGUAUUACUGUGUACUAGAAAUACAAAAUAGAAUUGAGCCAUAAAAGGCUAUGGUCAGGGUCAUGGCUUCUAUUUUUGUAGAGUUCCUGUACCCUUAAAGUCAAGCAGAUAGUCAAGAGGUGAGGUUUGGAAACAUGUAGAUAACCUGAGCAAUUGCUACAGGUCAUGGCAGCUUUUGAAAACACGAGGCCACUGUUGCGGUGGGCAGUGGAAAUGGAAACCCUUGCACUACUGUUUUUUAGAGACCUUUCAGCCAAAGAGCUGGUAGCGACACCUGAGCUGCAGCAGACACUUAGACUUAAACCAACAAGAAAUGAGCUGGGACUAAAAGCAGAUGAAGGCUCACAGAUGAUGUCACUUACCAUUGGGAUCUACAAUGCCAAAAAGCUCAAGAAUGUUAGUACAAGGUAUACUAAGUACAAUAGAGCCUUUACUGCUUCCACUAAGUAAGGCAUAAGGAUGGGAUGUUGCAGACUCUGGCUUUACCACUGAUACAGAGCAGCUCGUUUCAGUAACAAAACAUGCAGGAUUGGUGUUUUGAAAAAGCGUAUUAGCCUCAUUCUAUGCAACAGCAUCAAAAUUAAUUUCUAAACAACAUUUUCCACUGUCUCUUUCCCCAUAUUCAGGCCCCAAAUAAGAAAAAUUUCAAUAAGAAC